AUGGCUGGUUCCAGGACUGUGUCAACACAACAGCAGGCAACAACAAAUCAGCAAGCAUCAAGUGGGGAACAAAAAUUAGCAGACAAGAACACAUCAGUAGGUGUUAACACAUCAGCAGGUAACAACUCGUCAUCAGAUAACUACAUAUCAGCAGGUGCUAUCACAUCAGCAGGCAACAACUCAUCAGCAAGCAACAACACAUCAGCAGGCAACAACACAUCAGCAGACAACUUAUCAGCAAGUAACAACUUGUCAGCAGAUAACUACAUAUCAGCAGACAGCAAACACAUCAGCAGAAAACAACACAUCAGCAGACAACAACACAUCAACAGACAACAAACACAUCAGCAGAUAACAACACAUCAGCAGACAACAACACAUCAACAGACAACAACACAUCAACAGACAACAACACAUCAACAGACAACAAACACAUCAGCAGACAACAACACAUCAACAGACAACAACACAUCAACAGACAACAACACAUCAGCAGACAACAACACAUCAACAGACAACAAACACAUCAGCAGACAACAACACAUCAACAGACAACAACACAUCAACAGACAACAACACAGCAGGCAACAACACAUCAACAGACAACAACACAUCAGCAGGCAACAACCACUUCAGCAGACAACAACACAUCAACAGACAACAAACACACAUCAGCAGACAACAACACAUCAGAAGACAACAACACAGCAGACAACAACACAUCAGCAGAAAACAACACAUUGGCAGGCAACAACACAUUAA
Molecule: messenger RNA, 762 nt
Organism: Ruditapes philippinarum (Manila clam)
Lineage: Eukaryota; Metazoa; Mollusca; Bivalvia; Venerida; Veneridae
Product: homeobox protein abdominal-A-like
Exons: 2
Coding region: 1-762 (253 amino acids)
Source: RefSeq, a predicted model, not a curated record